Messenger RNA from Punctularia strigosozonata HHB-11173 SS5, 2690 nucleotides. RefSeq names its product N-terminal acetyltransferase A auxiliary subunit. The coding region runs from base 1 to 2619 and encodes 872 amino acids. Gene Ontology annotation, biological process: N-terminal peptidyl-methionine acetylation. Gene Ontology annotation, cellular component: NatA complex; cytoplasm. The transcript is spliced from 15 exons. NCBI's taxonomy places the organism in Eukaryota, Fungi, Basidiomycota, Agaricomycetes, Corticiales, Punctulariaceae. The record is from RefSeq and is a predicted model, not a curated record. Gene Ontology annotation, molecular function: protein binding; protein-N-terminal amino-acid acetyltransferase activity.
AUGGCCCCGCAAGCGCUUACUGUUCCCAAAAACCGGAUACUGGCUUCACGGGAGGCUACACUAUUCAAAGAACUCCUGACUCUCUAUGAAACGCGUCAACUGAAGAAGGGUAUUAAGGCAGCCGACGCGAUCCUCAAAAAGUAUCCCGAGCAUGGUGAAACAAUUUGCAUGAAGGGUCUCAUCAUGACCCACCAAGGCAAACGCGACGAAGGGAUUGAACUCGUCAAGAAGGGCAUGCGUCUUGAUAUCACAUCUCAUAUCGUCUGGCAUGUCUUUGGACUCAUCCAGAAGGGCGAGAAAAAGUAUGAGGAGGCGCUCAAGUCUUACACCCAGGCGUUGAAGUUUGACAAGGACAAUAUGAAUAUUCUCCGGGACGCAGCAAGCCUGCAAGCUCAACUUCGACUUUACGACGGUCUCAUAGAGUCGCGCCAUAUUCUACUUCGACUGCGCCCGCAAGUGCGAGGGAACUGGGUUGCUCUGGCGGUCGCUUACCAUCUGAGUGGGAACCUCACGGAAGCCGAGAAUGUGCUAACGAAGUAUGAAUCCAUCCUGAAGAACAUUCCGGCACAUGAUGUCGAGACAUCGGAGACCGUCCUCUACCAUGUGCAGGUAUUGGAAUUGCUGGGGGAAUCGGAGAAAGCCCUACAAUUCCUGGAAUCCAAUGCCAGUGAUGAUGUUAUAGUCGACAAAACUGCUCUACGGGAGUACCGAGCUCGGCUUCUCUCGAAGACAGGUCAAACGGACGCCGCCGAGAGUGCUUGGUUGGCGUUGAUACACCAAAAUCCGGAGUACCACGAAUAUUACCGUGGGUAUAUGUCUACCAAAGACAUUGACCUAGCAACCGUCACUGAUGCCGACCGAGCCCGCGCCCUCGAUCUCCUGAAAGAUCUGUCAUCUCAGCUUCCGAAAGCCACGGCACCGCGCCGCAUAGCUCUUGAUGUCGCGAGCGGACCGGAAUUUGUUGCCCUUGCACGCUCCUAUGUCAUUUCUGCACUCACCAAGGGCGUCCCCUCGCUCUUUACCGACCUCAAGUCGCUGUAUGGUGACAAAGAGAAACGGAAGGCCAUAGAAGAGAUAGUGGAGAUCUUCCGGCAGGAACAGGCUCAGCCACCCGCAGGCCCCUCUUCGUCCGAGCAAGAUCCUACUGUCUACCUGUGGACUCUGUAUUUCCUCGCCCAGCAUCAUUCUUUCCUCGGAAACCAUCAGCUUGCGGUCCAGCUUAUCGACCUUGCGAUAGAGCACACCCCGACCCUCCCCGAGCUUUACACAGCCAGAGGUCGAGUUCUCAAGCGCGCAGGUGACCCGUGGGGAGCUGCCCGAGCAGUCGACGACGCCCGGUUAUUGGAUGGUCAGGAUCGGUUCCUCAAUACCAAAUGUGCAAAAUACCGAUUGCGCGCCGGGACGAUCGAUGAGGCUAUGGAUAUCUUCGGGUUGUUCACGAAGAAAGAUGCGGCGAGUCCCGGCGCGGACCUUGAAGACAUGCAGUCACUGCUCUACCUCAACGAGGCGGGCGAUGCUUACGCGCGCAUCGGUAACCUUGGAAUGGCCUUGAAGAAGUACGCCGCCGUCCAGAAGGUGUUCGACGAGAUGUACGAUGAUCAGUUCGACUUUCAUGGCUACUCGAUGCGGAAGUUCAACCUCAAUAUAUACAUGAGCAUGAUCGCUUGGGCAGACAAGCUACGAACCCAUCCCGGUUACAUUGCUGCUGCUCUUGGUGCUUCCAGGAUUGCUGUUCGCGUGCAUGACGAUCCUUCUCUAGCGACAAGGGUGAACGAAAUCGAUGGCUCUCUGAGUGCUGCGGAGAAAAAAGCGAAAGCAAAAGCCAAAAGAGCCGCUGAAAAGGUCAAAGAAGCAGCGAAACAGGCUACGUCGGCGUCUGGUAACGAGGAUAAAGGCCUAGAGCCUCCUUUGCCCAAGGACGAGGACCCAGAUGGUAGCAAGCUGCUCGCUUCACCUGAUGCCCUAGAGCGUGCCGCAAAAUUCUUACAUCCCUUGGUGGUUUCGGAUACAAAGAACGUGGACGUGUGGAUAACAGUAUAUGAUGUCGCCGUCAGACGGAGAAAAUACCUCCAGGCCUUGAAGGCCCUCAAUCACGCCCGCGCCAUAGAUCCCGAACACGCUGAACUGCAUGUGCGCCUAGUUGACUAUCGUUUGCGAUUAUCCUCUUUGGAGGAACCGUUGCCUCCUCCAGCGGGUCUCUUGGUGGUGUCAUGUUCCUCUGAUCUAAUUCCGGACGGUACCUCGCUGGAGACCUACAACUCGAACUUCUUGCAAAGGCACUCGACCUCUCCAACUGCUAUUCUGGCCGCGUCAAGGGUAUAUCGAGCCAUGAAAUCUCCGCAAGAUGUGGUGGACAGCACUUUGUUUGCUUUGUUCAAUCCUGAUGUACGACCGGAUGUUCAAACGUACUACGAUGCCUUGGAGUUCGUGCAGAGCGUGAACUCGCCGCGGGUAUACGAAUUUCGCCAGAAGUGUCAAGCCACAUUCCCGCUGUCUACCCUUUUUUUGGUUCCAGAUGAAUUGGCUAAGGUGCGAAGCAAAGGCGUCGUCGGAGACCUCACGGCGCAUGACGCGGAGAAGGAAGAGGCAGAUGCCGACAAACCCGGGCUGUCUCAAUAGAUCGCAUUCAAUGUCGCUCGGGUAUCAAUAUAUAUAGAUGUGAUUACUGUGGCCCAGUGCACCUCAUAUGC